Molecule: messenger RNA, 1674 nt
Organism: Hemiscyllium ocellatum (epaulette shark)
Lineage: Eukaryota; Metazoa; Chordata; Chondrichthyes; Orectolobiformes; Hemiscylliidae
Gene: galntl6
Product: polypeptide N-acetylgalactosaminyltransferase like 6
Exons: 12
Coding region: 1-1674 (557 amino acids)
Cellular component (GO): Golgi apparatus
Source: RefSeq, a predicted model, not a curated record
AUGGUGAGGUUUCCAUUUGUACCCAAUGAAGAGCAUUCCUACAGCUGGACAGAUGGGCUGAAAAGAAAAGACUGGCACAACUACGAAAGUAUUCAGCAAGACCUGAUGCGAUCUGGAAAGGGUGAACAUGGGAAGCCUUACCCACUGAUGGAGGAGGAUCAGUCUGACUCAGCGUACAGGGAAAACGGUUUCAACAUUUAUGUGAGCAACAGCAUUGCCCUGGACCGCUCACUGCCUGACAUCCGACAUCCAAACUGCAAGCAUAAAAUGUACUUGGAGAAGUUGCCGAACACCAGUAUCAUCAUCCCAUUCCACAACGAGGGUUGGUCAUCUCUCCUGCGGACGGUGCACAGUGUUAUCAGCCGGUCUCCUGACCAACUGAUCGCAGAGAUCAUUCUCGUGGAUGACUUCAGCGACAGAGAACAUUUGAAAGAACGUUUAGAGGAAUACAUGGCUAGAUUUCCGAAAGUGAGGAUUAUGCGCACUAGGAAGAGGGAAGGCCUGAUCCGAACCAGGUUGCUGGGAGCUUCAGUGGCCAAAGGUGAAGUUUUGACCUUCCUGGACUCUCACUGUGAGGCCAAUGUGAACUGGUUGCCACCAUUACUUGACCAGAUUGCCCAGGACCAUAGGACCAUUGUGUGCCCAAUGAUCGAUGUCAUUGACCACAAUCAUUUCGGCUAUGAGAUGCAAGCUGGAGAUGCCAUGAGGGGAGCCUUCGACUGGGAGAUGUACUACAAACGUAUUCCAAUCCCACCUGAGCUCCAGAGGGCUGAUCCCAGUGACCCGUUUGAAUCUCCUGUCAUGGCGGGUGGCUUGUUUGCUGUUGAUCAGCGGUGGUUCUGGGAAUUGGGUGGCUAUGAUUCAGGACUGGAAAUCUGGGGAGGCGAACAGUAUGAGAUAUCAUUCAAGGUGUGGAUGUGUGGAGGUCACAUGUAUGAUGCUCCUUGCUCCAGGGUGGGACACAUUUACAGAAAGUACGUCCCUUACAAAGUUCCCUCUGGAACCAGUUUGGCAAGGAAUUUGAAGCGAGUGGCAGAGACCUGGAUGGAUGAAUAUGCAGAAUACAUCUACCAGCGGAGACCCGAGUACCGGCACCUCUCCACUGGAGACCUCACCGCCCAGAAAAUGUUACGGAAACACCUGAAAUGCAAGGACUUCAAGUGGUUCAUGACAGAAGUGGCCUGGGACUUGCCCAAAUACUACCCUCCUGUGGAACCCUCGCCCGCUGCCUGGGGAGAAAUCCGCAAUGUUGCUACGAACCGGUGUGUGGACAGUAAACACGGAGCUACAGGAGCAGAAUUGAGGCUGGACAUCUGUAUUAAGGAUGGCUCGGAACGAACAUGGUCACAUGAGCAGAUAUUUACAUUUGGUUGGCGAGAGGACAUUCGGCCUGGAGAACCACUACAUACCAGGAAGUUCUGCUUUGAUGCCAUUUCCCACAGCAGCUUUGUCACCCUGUAUGACUGCCAUGGUAUGAAAGGGAAUCAGUAUUGGCGCUAUCGAAAGGACAAGACCUUGUAUCACCCAGUGAGCAACAGCUGCAUGGACUGCAAUCUAGCCGAUAAGAAGAUUUUCAUGAGCAAAUGCAACCCCUCAGUGCACACCCAGCAGUGGAUUUUCCAACACGUCAACUUGACUGUUCUAGACAAAUUCAACAGUAAUUCCAGCUCUUAG